Messenger RNA from Podarcis lilfordi (Lilford's wall lizard), 186 nucleotides. The record is from the annotation of a GenBank genome assembly. NCBI's taxonomy places the organism in Eukaryota, Metazoa, Chordata, Lepidosauria, Squamata, Lacertidae.
AUUAGUGCAACUAUUUCACAGCAUUCUUGUACUGCCAUCACAGAAACACAACAAGAAGAAGAAGAAGAAGAAGAAGAAGAAGAAGAAGAAGAAGAAACAAUUUUAAAUGACAGACUUGUUGCUGGUAUAUCUGGUAUAUUCAAAAACCAAGAUACCGUGAAGGCUGUUACAAAGCUUUUUGACUGA